AUGUCAGAUUUUAUUCAAUGGACAUAUGAAAAUCGAUAUUAAAUCUCUAUUGAUUUAGCAGCUGGUUCUAUUAGUGGAAUGUAAUAUUCAUUUUUUUUUAAAUCAUUAGAGCAAAUUGUAUUUCAAGUCAUCCAUUAGACACAGUUAAAGUUAGAAUGCAAAUGUCAGAAGAUGGAGUUCUAACAACAUUACGAAAAAUCAUAAAAAAUGAAGGAUUUAAAGGUUUCUAUAAAGGAAUGUCAUUUCCAAUACUCUCUAUACCAAUAACUAAUGCAGUUGUAUUUUCAGUUUAUGAAUUCUGGAGAAAAUUUUUUAUUGGAAAUUCAAAUAAAUAACUUACAUAUUUCCAAACGUAUUAAUGUUAUAAGAAUUUUAGUGCAUUUUGUGGAACCAUAGCAGGAAGUUCAGCUGCUUUAUUCUCAUGUCCAAUUGAAUUAACAAAAUGUAAAUUAUAAAUGCAAGAGACUGAAAAAAUUUACAAAAACCCUUUUGAUUGUGUUCUUUAAGUAUUUCUUAUACAAAAAUAAUAGAUUUACAAAAAAGAAGGGUUUAAAUAUAUUUUUAGAGGAAUGCAUGCUACUUAAUAAAGAGAAAUUCUUGGCUACUCAGCUUAAUUUGCAGUUUAUGAAUUCAUUAAAGAUAUACUAUGUGAUUUAUCAUAGAAAGCAGAACCUUCAACAGCAAAUCUAUUGAUAUCAGGAGGUUUAGCAGGUGUUUCAUGUUGGACAAUAGGAUAUCCUUAAGAUGUAAAAUAAAAUAAUUAAAAUCAAGACAAUUAAAACUAUUCUUUAAUGUUAAACUGGCAAAAAUCCAGGGGUUUAUAAGGUUAGAUGUUAUGAUGGAGGAUUUUUUGAUUGUUUGAUGCAAAAAAUAUUUACUGAAGGUUUCGGUUCUGUUUGGAAAGGAUAUUCAGUUUGUGUCUUUCGGGCAUUUUACGCUAAUGCUAUCGGAUUUUAUGCGUAUGAAUUGGCCAAAGAAUAACUUACUUCAUUAUAUUAGUUUUGA
Messenger RNA from Paramecium pentaurelia, 1005 nucleotides. Lineage: Eukaryota; Ciliophora; Oligohymenophorea; Peniculida; Parameciidae. The record is from the annotation of a GenBank genome assembly.